Messenger RNA from Ectocarpus siliculosus, 1767 nucleotides. The record is from the annotation of a GenBank genome assembly. NCBI's taxonomy places the organism in Eukaryota, Phaeophyceae, Ectocarpales, Ectocarpaceae.
CAACUGCACAACAGGCAGGAAGCCAUGUCGGUGACCCUUAGUCGCUACAGAGUACUUCUACCUCGCAAUGGAAGGAUUCUUCCCGGCUGCCCUCUAAGGCCGAGCACGACCACUCGCAUACAUACGGCGUCAUCCGUCCCCUCGUUGAGAGGCUCCCUGUUAGACUUUGGCCGUCGAAGAGGGGGUGCAAGCGUUAGAAGUCUCGCCACCGUAUACCUCGGCCUCGGCAGCAACGUCGGCGACAGACACGCCAACCUGCUACGGGCCUUCAAGGGGCUCCGCGAGUUUGGGGAAGUAGACGCUACCUCGCUUCUGUACGAGACGCCUCCAAUGUACGUGGAAGACCAGCCGUGGUUCCUCAACGCUGCGUGUCGCUUGAGCACCGACCUUGGCCCGGCCGUGUUGCUUGAGCGUCUCAAGGUUCUCGAGGCUGCUGUAGGACGGAAGGAUACCGCGAGAUGGGGGCCUCGAGCGGUGGACGUGGACAUCCUCUUGUACGACGACCUUGUGUUGGACGGUGGCGAUGGUGGUAAUGGUGAUGAUGGUGGCGACACCGGGCGGCCACAGCAGCACCAGGAGCGGCAGCAAUCGAAGCGGUGGCUGCGAAUUCCACAUCCUCGGAUGCACGAACGACCGUUCGUGCUGCUCCCUUUGGCAGACAUCCAGCCAGAUCUGGCACACCCAGUUCUGCGCUCGACUGUCAAGGAACUUCUCUCAGGCCUAGGUUUAUCCGCAGGCGUAGGAAACAGAACCUUGUCGGCGGCAGCGGCGGGCGCAAAGGGGGUCGAGGGCCAAGCGGGGGAAUCAGCAGGAGCCGGUGGGGCGGAGAGGGUGCUGCCGAUGGGCGUUUGCAGCAACGGACACACGAGGCUGUGGCCUAUGGAAGGGAGGCGAAGUCGGACUUACGUCAUGGGCAUCCUUAACGCGACUCCGGACAGCUUCAGCGACGGCGGGCAGCACUACAGACGGGGGGGGGGCGUGGCCACAGCCGUGGAGCAUGGUUUGAAGAUGGCGCGAGACGGGGCUGACGUGCUUGACAUCGGCGGGGAGUCCACAAGGCCGGGGGCAGCCGAGGUUUCCCCCGAGGAAGAGAUUUCUCGAGUCGUGCCCGUCAUUGAGGGCAUACGAGACGCUGCAACCGCUGGCGGCGAGGCAGCAGCCGGGGAGGGUGACGAUGCAGACACCAUCGGGCCCGUCACGAUCACCGUAGACACGCGUCGAGCUGCGGUGGCGGAAGCGGCGGUGGCGGCAGGGGCAGACGCUGUCAACGAUGUGUCCGGGGGCACGUUCGACCCUCAGAUGUUGGCGACGGUGGCUCGCACCGGAGUGCCUCUGAUGAUGAUGCACAUGCGCGGAACCCCUCAAACGAUGACAUCGCUGACGGACUACGGCGGUAACGUCGUGGGUGAGGUUUCUCAAUCGUUGGAGGCGUGUAGCAGGGCCGCUGAUAUUGCGGGGGUCCCGAGGUGGAUGCACGUGCUAAAUCCGGGCAUCGGAUUUGCGAAGACGCACUCACAAAGCCUGCUCCUUAUGCGUGAGCUAGAUGUCAUCGCCAAGCACGUGGGGAGCCCGUUGUUAGUGGGACCCAGCCGCAAGCGCUUUAUAGGAGAGUUGACGUCCGAAUCAGACCCGAUCCAGCGAGAUUGGGGUACGGUUGGGGCUUGCUGCUCGGCGGCCGAACGCGGGGCGAAACUAGUGCGGGUGCACAACGUUAAGGGUGCGGUUCUGGCUCUUGCCGUCUCGGAUGCGAUACGAAACGAGGGAUGA